Penicillium longicatenatum is the source of this 1785-nucleotide messenger RNA. Its product is annotated as putative nucleotide-sugar transporter. The record is from RefSeq and is a predicted model, not a curated record. The coding region runs from base 1 to 1785 and encodes 594 amino acids. The transcript is spliced from 2 exons. Lineage: Eukaryota; Fungi; Ascomycota; Eurotiomycetes; Eurotiales; Aspergillaceae. Gene Ontology annotation, molecular function: antiporter activity. Gene Ontology annotation, cellular component: Golgi apparatus; endoplasmic reticulum-Golgi intermediate compartment; cis-Golgi network. Gene Ontology annotation, biological process: UDP-glucose transmembrane transport.
AUGGGGUUGCCAGCCUCGAACCACCACCGACGGCGAAGCUCGAUGCUCACAGGGGCGACUCGGCCGGGGCAGCCGGGCUCCUCGGAACGGAGAGAUGACAGUCUUCGACCAGGAGACGACAGAUACAAAUGGGACGAACAAGAACCGUUGACGGCCGAGGACACUGAUACGUCGGAUCUCUCAGCAGCGGCGAUGGACACACGCGAGCUAGACAUUAGUUCAGAUGAUGAUCACUACGAUGAGGAGACUGGUCUUACAGCAAGUCAGAGACGUCAGCGACGUCGACGGCGCAGACAACGCCGCAAGCUGGAUGCUCGCAUCGCCGACACAAAAUCUUAUAAUGGCCUCCUUCAGCUCGGUCUGGCGGAUCGCAAUGUUGUCAAGAAACUCAUGGCUAACGCAGGUCUGAUCCUUAUGUGGUAUUUCUUCUCAUUGUCAAUUUCCAUCUAUAACAAGUGGAUGUUUUCCGAGAGCGAUGUCGUCUUCCCGUAUCCUCUUUUCACCACGAGCUUGCACAUGGCUGUUCAAUUCACACUCGCCAGUCUUUUACUAUACUUGUUCCCGUCAUUGCGCCCGAGUCACCCCAUGGAGUCUGCCGCCAGCUCCCCCGUCGAAGAAUCCAAAAAGGAGCCGGUACUCACCAAAUUUUUCUACUUCACGCGCCUCGUCCCUUGCGGGGCAGCAACGUCCCUUGACGUUGGUCUAGGCAACAUGUCGUUGAAGUUCAUUUCCCUCACUUUCCUCACAAUGUGCAAAUCAUCUGCACUCGCCUUCGUUCUGCUUUUUGCUUUCCUUUUCCGCCUUGAAUCUCCGUCGGUGAAACUGAUCGUGGUCAUCGCCGCUAUGACAAUUGGUGUUGUUAUGAUGGUUGCCGGCGAGACUGCAUUCAAUGCACUCGGUUUCACCCUUGUCAUUGCCUCCGCCUUCUUUUCCGGGUUUCGAUGGGGUUUGACACAGAUUCUUCUGCUUCGUCAUCCGGCAACCUCAAACCCCUUCUCGACUCUCUUCCUUCUCACACCCGUCAUGUUUCUUUCUCUUAUCGUCAUUGCCCUCACUGUGGAGGGCCCCAACGAGAUACACGGAGGUUUCCUUAAACUCGCUGAGCAACAUGGAACGGCAAUGGGAGCCUGCCUGCUGAUUUUCCCUGGAGUUCUGGCAUUCUGUAUGAUUUCAUCUGAAUUCGCCCUGCUUAAACGCUCUUCGGUGGUCACCCUGAGUAUCUGCGGUAUCUUCAAGGAAGUGGUGACCAUUAGUGCGGCGGGUAUCAUUUUCCAUGACAAAUUAACUCCGGUUAACGUGACUGGCCUUGUUGUUACCAUUGGCAGUAUUGCAUGCUACAAUUAUAUGAAGAUCUCGCGGAUGCGCAGCGAAGCACGAGAAAGUUGGAGCCGUGAGGGUAGUCCAGACUCCGACACCGAGGAUACAGAGCUUAGUGGAGCAGAGACUAGCGAUUACCGCCGCGUCGCAAAUCCCGAGCCGGGCCUGAUCAGUGUUGUCCCGGGGGAUCAUUUCGACGACGACCUGCAUGCUUCACGAACGGGCGACCAGCGCCGCUCGUUCCGUGUCCGCGCCAGCGGUGCCAUGCAGGGGCUUACGAUUUCCACAUCCACUAUACCCGAGAAUGACGGCCCUGGGUCGCCCAUUAAGUCCGCCCCUCCAACCAUCACCUCCAUGUCCGAGGCAUUCCCCGCACAUCUUCAGGCGUCUGAUCGGGAAGCAUCCCCAGGCGUCCACUCUACUUCAUCUAUUUCGCCAGUGCGGCAACACACUCCCAUGAAUCACUAG